Neurospora tetrasperma FGSC 2508 is the source of this 1077-nucleotide messenger RNA. RefSeq lists its product as uncharacterized. Gene Ontology annotation, biological process: mitochondrial fission. The transcript is spliced from 2 exons. The coding region runs from base 1 to 933 and encodes 310 amino acids. Lineage: Eukaryota; Fungi; Ascomycota; Sordariomycetes; Sordariales; Sordariaceae. The record is from RefSeq and is a predicted model, not a curated record. Gene Ontology annotation, cellular component: mitochondrion.
AUGUGGCCCUUUGGCAACAGCAAUAACCCGGACAAGCCGGCGCCGCCCAAGCAGUCUCCUUCAGAAACCAGCCCUAUACAAGACAAGGUGGAGAAGAAAGUUGUCGAUGUCAAGAAUGCCGUUCAUGACGAGCUCAACCCCCAGAAGCUGCCUGCGCGAAGAAAGCUGCCCGACGGUCUCCAGAAGUUAGUCGACAAGACUGACAAGGAAGAAUUUUAUGAUGAUCUCUACGAGGGCUACAUGCCUCCCUCGACCGAGUCCAACGUCCGUUACGCCGCCUACGCCUCCCGCUUCCGCACCAUUCUCCUCUCCGCCCACCGCUACGUCGCCUACACCUCCGAUAUCGGGGAGUCCUUCCGCCCCGUCGCGCACCCGUGGCUCGUUCGUGGUGCCUACGGCGUCUCGUGGGCGUACAUCCUGGGCGACGUCAGCUACGAAGGAUACAAGGCAUACUGGCACAACCGGCGGGUGCUGGACCCCAACGUCGAGCUGACAUCGCGCCAGAAGCGCAUUCUCGGCUUGAUCGAUGAAAACGGCACCAAGAAGAUGGAAGACGACAAGCCGACGCCCGGCAAAAUCACGCCGCUGGAGGACUACCGGACCGUGAUGCUGCAGCGCCUCAUCUUCCAGAGCGUGGCCAGUAUGGGACUGCCUGCGUUUACGAUUCACAGCGUGGUGCGGUACAGCGGGCGCGCGAUGAAGAACGUCAAGAACCAGACGAUCCGGACCUGGGGUCCCAUUGGUCUCGGUCUGUCGGUCGUUCCCUUCCUGCCUACUUUGUUCGACAAGCCAGUUGAGAAUGCGGUCGAAUGGGUGUUCCAUAAGGCCUUUGAGACAUUUGGCGGCAAGGAGGCUGUUGGGCAUGCGCCACUUAUCGGAAGAGAAAAGACGCUGAGUGAGAAGCCUACUCCUCACAAGGAGAAGAACGAGUAAGCGGAAUAGAGAGAUGAUGGAGAGAACAUGGGCUGGCCAAAGAUGUAUGAAGGGAUUGUUCCCAUGCGCUCUUGAAGUGUAUUAUAGGUACUCUACAUUCACAUGCUCACUAUUGAAUAAAUUACGGAAAGAUUGACAAGUUGC